AUGCAGACAUACAGGAGCAGGAUGCAUUUGGUGUGCACUUUGGGGCUUUUUCUGACCUUGCUGCAUCUCUCCAACUCGCUGCUGCUUGGAGCCUUUAACAUCAAAUCCUUCGGGGACACCAAAGCCUCCAACACCACUCUGAUGAACAUCAUUACCAAGAUUGUCCAACGCUAUGAUGUCAUUCUGAUCCAAGAGGUCAGAGACAGUGAUCUCUCAGCAACCCAAAAACUCAUGGAGUAUGUCAACAAAGAUUCUCCUCAGUACAAAUACAUCGUCAGUGAGCCUCUCGGUGCGAGCACCUAUAAAGAGCGAUAUCUCUUCCUUUACAGAGAGGCGUUGGUAUCUGUAGCAAAAAGCUACACCUAUGAUGAUGGCCCGGAGGAAACUGGACAAGACACCUUUAGCAGGGAGCCGUUUGUCGUAAUGUUCUCCUCCAAAUACACUGCUGUGAGAGACUUUACUCUGAUCCCCCAGCACACUUCCCCAUCCUUAGCUGUUCGGGAACUAAACGCUCUCUAUGACGUGGUGGCAGAUGUCCGCGCUCGCUGGAACACCAAUGACAUUGUGCUCCUGGGUGACUUCAAUGCAGGUUGUAGUUAUGUGUCCGGGUCUGACUGGCAGCAGAUCCGCAUCUUCACUGACAAGACUUUCCAUUGGCUGAUCACUGAUGCGGCCGACACUACCGUGUCGCAAACUGUCUGCCCUUACGACAGGAUUGUGGUCACUACGGACAUGAUGAGAGGAGUGGUGAAAGAUAGUGCUAAGGUGUAUAACUACAUGACGGACUUGAAUCUCAAACAAGAUCUGGCGUUGGCUGUCAGCGACCACUUCCCUGUGGAGGUGAAGCUGAGUGGUUAG
Molecule: messenger RNA, 858 nt
Organism: Pelmatolapia mariae (spotted tilapia)
Lineage: Eukaryota; Metazoa; Chordata; Actinopteri; Cichliformes; Cichlidae
Gene: dnase1
Product: deoxyribonuclease I
Exons: 9
Coding region: 1-858 (285 amino acids)
Biological process (GO): DNA catabolic process
Cellular component (GO): nucleus
Molecular function (GO): deoxyribonuclease I activity; DNA binding
Source: RefSeq, a predicted model, not a curated record